Sinocyclocheilus anshuiensis is the source of this 603-nucleotide messenger RNA. RefSeq names its product PR domain zinc finger protein 16-like. Bases 1 to 603 code for a protein of 200 amino acids. The record is from RefSeq and is a predicted model, not a curated record. The transcript has 5 exons. Lineage: Eukaryota; Metazoa; Chordata; Actinopteri; Cypriniformes; Cyprinidae.
AUGUCGUUUGCUGCCAUUAUUUGUAAAAUGAUCAGACAGGAAAUGAUCGAUGACUAUGAAAUAGAUGGCAUCUUCCCUGCAGCGGCCUAUGAAAGUGAGGCAGUAGACAGCAUGUACGACACAGAGCCCAAUCUCGUGACUGGCGAGAGUGCAGAAGAGGAGACAGAAGACAGCGUCAUGUCCCCCAUUGCGGUGGGGCCCUCGUCCCCUCAGCUCUGCAAUGAGGACUUCACUCCUAAAGAGGGCUCACCCUACGAGGUGCCCGUCUACAUUCCCGAUGAUAUUCCCAUCCCUGCCGACCUGGAGCUCCGCGAGUCGUCCGUUCCAGGGUCUGGCCUAGGAAUCUGGGCCAAAGUCAAAAUUCACAUGGGAGAACGCUUCGGACCAUACAACGGACUGCAGAGCAUCACGGUGAAAGAGACCACUUAUGGAUGGGAGCAAAUGCUGAAUGAUCAUGAAACGUCGUCUCAAGACAGCUGUAUUAAAAAGCAAAUGCUGAAUGAUCAUGAAACGUCGUCUCAAGACAGCUGUAUUAAAAAGGUGCAGCUAUUCUUCAACAGGAAGUCCUUCAGUGAUACUUCCAUGCCUUAUUCCAGCAAAUGA